Protopolystoma xenopodis is the source of this 471-nucleotide messenger RNA. The record is from the annotation of a GenBank genome assembly. NCBI's taxonomy places the organism in Eukaryota, Metazoa, Platyhelminthes, Monogenea, Polystomatidea, Polystomatidae.
AUGGAUGAAUUUCUGCCAGCCUCCUUCGCUCUGCCCGGCUCAGCUUUCGCCGAUUCCACUCUUUUCUGGGCGAGAGUUGCCGUUUUUCGUCAGGUCAUGUCUGGCGUGUUGGGCCCUGCCUUUACCUCGUGCCUCGACAAAUCAGUCACAGAUGGCGAAUUUCCCAAAACCCUGGGCACCCACCACCGAACAGCCAGGGGCCUCCCGGCCGCUCUAAAUGGGGCUCGUCUCUGCCUCUCAUUCCCUCCUCCCCCCUCAGCCUCACUGGUGUCAUACCUACUAGAAUCAGAAGCAGCACCUUCCGCCCCCCCCAUCGUCCUCAUCACUUCGGGCAUCAUGUUCAUCAGGCGGGUUAUCAUCUGUCUCUGCAGGCGAGGUGAGGGGGUACACAAUGCUGACACCAGCAGAAUGAUGACCUCCUCGGCGGAGGUGUCAGAACGGUGCUACCAGCAUGCCGACACCACCCCCUAA